This is a messenger RNA of Trichechus manatus latirostris (Florida manatee), 3535 nucleotides long. RefSeq names its product zinc finger protein 133 (gene ZNF133). Gene Ontology annotation, biological process: regulation of DNA-templated transcription. Bases 155 to 2158 code for a protein of 667 amino acids. The transcript is spliced from 5 exons. The record is from RefSeq and is a predicted model, not a curated record. Lineage: Eukaryota; Metazoa; Chordata; Mammalia; Sirenia; Trichechidae.
GUGGUCCUGGCGCCCUGCGGAGGAUUCUGGGUAGGGUAGUCCUGGCGCGCUGCUGGAGUAGAUGCCCAGCUGGUGGCUGGAGCGACGCCGUGUUCUUUGGUGGCGCUGAUCUGGCUUCUGAGAUACCCUCCUUCUUUAGGGAGCCCAGGAGAAAAUGACCACAGGGCCCUGGAAAGCCAGGGGAGAGACACACAUGGCAUUCAGGGAUGUGGCUGUGGAUUUCACUCAGGACGAGUGGAGGCUGUUGAGCUCUGCUCAGAGGACCCUUUACAGGGAGGUGAUGCUGGAGAACUAUGGCAACCUGGUCUCUCUGGGAAUUCCAUUUUCUAAACCAAAACUCAUCAUCCAGCUAGAGCAAGGGAAAGAGACCUGGAGAGAGGAGAAAAAAUGUCCACCAGCCAUCUGUCCAGCAGAACCAAAGCCAGAAAUCCAACUCUGUCCUUUCUGCCCCCCGGAUUUCUCCAGUCAGAAAUUCCACCUGCAACAUGUACUGUGCAGUCAUCCCCCUUGGAUGUUCACAUGCUUGUGUGCUGAAAAUCAUGUCCAGCCAGGGGAUUCCUGCCCAGGGGAACAGAAGAAACAGCAACAAACCUGUGAUGAAAGUUCCUGGAGUGAUAAAUCAAAAGGUCAAGAGAAAGAAGGUGCCAAACCUGUGUUUGGAAGGACAAAGAAAAAGACUUUAGGAACAUUCUCCAGGCCACCCCAAAGGCAGCCAGUCAACUCUAGGAAUGGCAUCAGAGGUGUGGAAAUAGAAACCAGCCCAGCACAGAGGGGGAUUCCUGAGGAAACAGACAAAUUAUUGAAGAGGAUAGAAGUCUUAGGAUUUGGAACAGUCAACUGCGGAGAGUGUGGACUAGGCUUCAGCAAGAUGACAAACCUACUUAGUCACCAGAGGAUACACUCAGGGGAGAAGCCUUAUGUAUGUGGGGUGUGUGAGAAGGGCUUUAGUCUAAAGAAAAGCCUUGCCAGACACCAGAAAGCACACUCAGGGGAGAAACCUAUUGUGUGCAGGGAGUGUGGGCGAGGAUUUAACCGGAAAUCAACACUCAUCAUACAUGAGAGGACACACUCAGGUGAAAAGCCUUAUAUGUGCAGUGAGUGUGGGCGAGGCUUUAGUCAAAAGUCAAACCUCAUCAUACACCAGAGGACACACUCAGGGGAGAAGCCUUAUGUGUGCAGGGAGUGUGGGAAGGGCUUUAGCCAGAAAUCAGCUGUUGUUAGACACCAGAGGACACACUCAGAGGAGAAGACCAUUGUGUGUAGUGAUUGUGGACUAGGCUUUAGUGAUAGGUCAAACCUCAUUUCACACCAGAGGACACAUUCAGGGGAGAAGCCUUAUGCUUGCAAGGAGUGUGGACGAUGCUUUAGGCAAAGGACAACCCUUGUCAAUCACCAGAGGACACACUCAAAGGAGAAGCCUUAUGUGUGUGGGGUGUGUGGGCACAGCUUUAGCCAGAAUUCAACCCUCAUCUCACAUAGGAGGACACACACAGGGGAGAAGCCUUAUGUGUGUGGAGUGUGUGGGCGAGGCUUUAGUCUGAAGUCACACCUCACCAGACACCAGAACAUACACUCAGGGGAUAAGCCCAUUGUGUGCAAGGAUUGUGGGCGAGGCUUCAGCCAGCAAUCAAAUCUCAUCAGACACCAGAGGACACACUCAGGGGAGAAGCCCAUGGUGUGUGAAGAUUGUGGGCGAGGUUUCAGCCAGAAGUCAAACCUAAUUGCACACCAGAGGAUACAUUCAGGGGAAAAGCCUUAUGUGUGCAGGGAGUGUGGGAGAGGCUUCAGUCACCAGGCAGGACUCAUCAGACACAAGAGGAAACACUCAAGGGAGAAGCCUUAUACAUGCAGGCAGUGUGGACUUGGCUUUAGCAAUAAGUCAACUUUAAUUACACAUAAGCGGUUGCACUCAGAAGACAAGCCUUGUGUAUGCAGACAAUGUGGUCAAGAUUUUAUCCAAAAAUCACACCUCCUAUUACAUCAGAUGACACACAAGGAAGAGAAGCCUUAUGUGUGCAGGACAUAUGCGCAAGGUUAUAACCAAAAGUCCCACCUCAACAGACACAGAAGGAUAAAGUCUGUCCAUCACAAGUCACCACUCAAAGCUGACUUGGAGACUUUUUCAGGGCAAUCUUCUGUCCCCUUGCACUCCCUUUGAAAGUGAAGAUGUCCUCGUGGACUAAGUAGUCAAAAUUUUUACACUUUCAUGAAAUGGAGUAGAAAAAUGCAUUCCUUAAGUGGUCAAAGGACAUUUGACUUAGUUUAUCCACACUAAGUCUUUUACAUGUUUUGUGGCCUUUUGUUUUAAUAAACUUUGCUUCUUUAGAAAUCUGUAACCCUGGCUGUGUACUUCAUUCACUUGCCAGUCUGUAAAAAUAGGGAAUAAGUAUUGGUACAGAUAUCUUGAUCUCUUAAGUCCUGUGUUGCUUAUGAAUUCAAUUUCUUGGAAGACAAGAACUGAUAUAAGGUCUCUUAGCCACACUCAGUAGUUCUCCAAUUCACAGGGCUAAAGAUGUUUAACCGUGUUUAAAGAUAUUCCACCAUAUUUCUUUCAUUGUGUUCCAGUCCAAAGUGGUUUUGCUCAAAAUGAGAAAAGGCCUUCGUUGAAGGCAGAGCAAGAUGGCAGAGUAGGCAGUUCCAAGUUCUUGUCUCCCCACAGAGUCAUCAAAAAAGCAAGCAGAAACUGACAGAACCAACUAUGCUAGAACUCUGGAAAUUAGUCAAAGGUUUACAGCAACCAAGAGAGCACUGAAUCAAGAAAAAGACAACUUCAAAAUGGUAGGAAGUCUUCAUGGCAUUUUUACUUGCCUGUGCCCCCACCUCCUCCUGGGCAUGGCAGCAGUCUUAAAGUAGUGGUAGCCCGUGUUUUCAGAGAGAGACCAUGGUCUCUGGCUCUGGAGGAACAGAACACACUUUAUUUGCAAAUUAUUGCAUCUUUCUGUUCUAACCUGUCUGGGGGCUACCUGAAGGACUGAUGGAAGGCGCUCGCCUCUGUUUUGCCUAACUCAGAACUCAGGCUAGAAAAACAGUGGGCAUUGCUUGGAAACACUGCAAUCCGAAGUAACCCACAGACGUCUGGGGCAAGAUAAUGGUUGAAAAAUACAGAAGAUUGCCUAAAACCUGGGAACAAAACUGGGAGAAUUUCUUUGGAAAAUUAAGACAUUCAAAAGAACCUCUGUAUAAGGGAGAAUUUAGAAUGCUACAUACAUGCCCAGGGCAACACACUACAGUUGCACCUCAGACUGAUUCCUAGGCUCAGUGUAAGCCUGGGUAAGUGUUGAAGGAGUACCUCAACACAGCCAAUCUGCAAACACUGGGAAAGGUGGUUUUAUUUGCUGAUUUUCUUUUUUUUCGCCCUUAACUUCUGGUGUUCAAAUAAAUCUCUAUCAAAACACUAGCUGAGCCAAUAACUAUGCAAAAAAAUGCUCAAGGUCAUUAGUGAAAUGCAAGUCAAAACCACAGUGAGAUACCAUGUCACACCCACUAGGUUGGCUAUCAUCAGAAAAACGGAAACUAAUGAAGUGUUGGCCAGGAU